AGCCUCUCGCUAUGCCGUAACUAUCUCCCUCCAAAUUUGCAUCCCUUUCACCUCGCUAAAUUUUUUUCACUCUUUUCUUAGUCACUUCUGUUACUCUCUCCAUAUUAAUCUGAUUCUUCAGAUUUUACAGAUUUUAUUACUGCAACUGAAGUUGACAAAAAAGUCAAACAAAUGGAGGGUUCCGAUGGCAAGAGUGUCUCAUCAAAAGUCUUCGUCAAUAUCGAUUGCUCUACAACAAGUGCAGAUGAGAAUGAUGAAAGUAUGAGUUUGCCAAACUCAAAGAAACCAAUAACAGGAAACCAGUCUAAGUCACCAACUAUAUCAACAGCUUCAAAAACCAUUGCUCCAAUACAGAACAUUUUGGCUGAAAAGAAUGAAAUUUGUGAAACACAUAUCCCAAAACCUUCAAGUUUCACCUUUUCUGACAAUUCUUUAUCGUUUAGUGAUGAUUCAUCCUUGAAAUCGUAUGACCCUUUAGCAAACUGUACCUCACCACCAAGGCCUAAGUUUCUUAGGUAUAAACCUAAUAGAAGAAGAGAGAUAAUCUUAAGGCAUGAAAAUAAGGUAAAAAAAAUGGAGGAGGAGGCUAAUAUAGUUAGUGCUUCUCAAGAAGGUUCUAUGAAGGAGGAAGUUGAAUUUGAAGGAGGGGAAGAGGAAGAGGAGGAGGAGGAGGAGGAGGGGGAGGAGAGUGAGGGAUUUUUGAGAAGAUUUUUGAAGUUUGUUCUUGUAGUGUUGGUUUUGGUGUUCUCUAUUUUGUGUGUUUCUUCAAUGAACUCUCCAACAUGUUCUCAUGCUUUUCAAGCUAUUGAGGUUCUUAAGGAUAAGUGGUAUCCUAAGAUUCAUGACGGUGUAUAUGACGCUAUAAGGAGUCUCAGGGGUGCAGAUAAUUUCUUGAGAACAAUGAAGUUUAAAGGCUUUGUAAAGAUAUUUAUGGUUGGUAGUGAGUAUGCGGGAGAAUAUAUGGGUUUCAUUAAGUUAAACCAGACAUUUUUCAUUGAGGGAUAUGAAGAAGUGAUGGUUGAUGAUGUUAACUUGAAGAAAGUUGAAGAAGUGACUGAUAAUUUGGGUGAACUGGUGGAAAUGCAGGGUGGAGAGACUAAAGAUCUUGAUGAAAUGGUAGAGCUCCAAGCUGGAGAAAGUGAAAACUCGGAGGGUUUUGAUCAGAUGAUUGAAGGUGUUAACUUGGUCAAAGUUGAAGAAGUAAGCGAUAAACAUGGUGAACUGGAGGAGCUACAGGUUGGAGGGAGUAAAGAUUUUGGAGAAAUUGUAGAGCUACAAGCUGGAGAAAGUGAAAACGUUGAGGGUUUUCAUCAGAUUCUUGAGACAGAAGGAAAUGUGGCGAAGAUUGAAUCUUUUGGAGAUAAUCAAGGAAGUGACGUUGCAUUGGAACAACUUCAAGAAGGUGUUGACAGUGAACAUGUGACUGACGUUGAAACUCUCAAUUCUGAGGCAGAGAGUAGUUUUAAGGAGGGGCUUUUGGAGCAAAUUGAAACUGAUAAUACUUUUAUGGCAGUGGUAGGUGUUGCUUUACAUUUAGGGGUUAUAGUAUCUUUGUUAAUGGUUUUUAACCUUAAGAAGAAGAGAAAUACCAUUGAAAAAUCUCCUCUGAUCAUAACGCCUUGCCAUAAUGAAUCUGGGGUAAUACAGAAAUGUAUCUCAGAAACUCCUAAAGAGAAAGAGGAAUUUCCUCAUGUCAAAUUUGUUGACUCGUUUUCGAGUUCUUUGAACUUGGUCAAUACCAUAGUGAAGGAUUCUAAAGAUAUUUACCAGAACCGAGGGCCAUCAAUUGAGUUGCUACCUGAAUUUGAGGUGGGGGAGGUUAGUUCCUCCCUUAGAAAGCGUGGCAUGAAAAAAAGUACAAUUGAAGAAAGUGCAGUGAGCAGGCAUUCUAUUCCCUCAGUUUCUAGUCGGGCUCAGUCAGAUUUCUCAGAGUUCUCUAACACGAAUUUCUUCUCCUGUGGAGACUUUACACCUGGGAAGAAAAUUUUAAAGGAGGAUGGUCGAGAUGGAGAGGCAAAGGAGGUUAUAAGUUCAGUGAGGAGAUCAAGCAGACUCCGAAACCGUGCAAUCACAUCUCCAUGAAUUCUUCCCAAUUUAAGCCAUAUGAAUGUUGUUUUAUAUUAAGCCUGUUUCCACUGAGAAUCAUUGGAGAAAAUGAUGAUUCUUAGCUGUAAAUUUAUUCUAUUCUCACUUUAUAGGAGCUGAUUAAUAUUUCCUAUCAUUAUAUGAUAAUUAAUUAAUCUUCACUUCCUUCUAAAACCCUAUUUACUAAUCUUUUUCUUUUGCUUUUUGCAGAAUUUUUCUUUUUAUAUAUCUGAAGUUACAAUGAUUACCAUAAGCUAAUGUUGAAGUUGAUAGGUUGAUGUUGUUGUAUAUUGAAUAUUUGUGUGUGAAGUGGAUUCCAUGAUCAAGUAGAUAAUGUUAUAAAGAGAGUAAUAAGACAAGGAGGAGAAGAACAUUGUUUUAA
Messenger RNA from Mangifera indica (mango), 2467 nucleotides. RefSeq lists its product as uncharacterized. The record is from RefSeq and is a predicted model, not a curated record. The coding region runs from base 172 to 2082 and encodes 636 amino acids. NCBI's taxonomy places the organism in Eukaryota, Viridiplantae, Streptophyta, Magnoliopsida, Sapindales, Anacardiaceae. The transcript is spliced from 3 exons.